Cantharellus anzutake is the source of this 578-nucleotide messenger RNA. RefSeq lists its product as uncharacterized. The transcript has a single exon. The annotation marks the transcript as partial. The record is from RefSeq and is a predicted model, not a curated record. NCBI's taxonomy places the organism in Eukaryota, Fungi, Basidiomycota, Agaricomycetes, Cantharellales, Hydnaceae.
CGGCCAACCCCCCAACCCCCAACUCUCAAUUGCACGCCUUCGUAUCCACGAAACGAUUCCGAACACUGACCAACCAGACACGCAGACCUAUUUUCGUGUCAGUGAAAAAAAUCAUCGACUGGCUUUUUUUUUUAUACCUUCCUCAUAUAUCGUGGUGUGCUCAUCAUCACUCAUCCAAGAAGGGAGAGGGAAAAAAGAUGAAGGGGAAGGGGAGGAGGGGGAGGUUUUUGGUCUCGGUUAUCUUAUGCUCUCUCCACCACCUUGUUUCUUUUACUUCUCGUUUCCCUACCCAACCCCCAACCCCCCCUUCCGAUCUUGAUAUCUCUCACCUGCUCAACCGCUUGUUUUUCUCUUUAUCAUUUCGGACUCCCUCUCUGCUUACAACCAACCCCUCCCAAAAAACAAACAAACAAACAAACAACAGCAACAACAAGAACAGUAACACUCGUUUCCAUCGGACGUUCAUUCUCUCUCUCUCUCUCUUUUUUUUUCUUUUGUAGAAAAUAAAGCAAAUUGACAUGCGUGCGUGCGUGCUUUAUCUUUGUCCUUUUCUUUUUUUUUUUUUUUACUAUAAACGC